This is a messenger RNA of Jaminaea rosea, 1752 nucleotides long. RefSeq lists its product as hypothetical. The record is from RefSeq and is a predicted model, not a curated record. Gene Ontology annotation, molecular function: mRNA binding. Gene Ontology annotation, cellular component: ribonucleoprotein complex; nuclear outer membrane-endoplasmic reticulum membrane network; endoplasmic reticulum. The transcript is spliced from 6 exons. Gene Ontology annotation, biological process: intracellular mRNA localization. Lineage: Eukaryota; Fungi; Basidiomycota; Exobasidiomycetes; Microstromatales. Bases 42 to 1562 code for a protein of 506 amino acids.
AACCAACACUUCUCAUCCUCACCACCCCGCAUACAUUCACCAUGUCAGAAGUAGCGAACGCAGCCACGCCCAAGGCCAGCACAAACGGCAGCAAUGGUGCCGCCGCCGCCUCUGCAGCCACGCCCGCCCCUGCCAAGUCCUACAACGUCACCAUCGCCAAGAUGGCCGGUUCACACGGCAAGCCAGACAAGGCUCACCACGAUGGCGAGAUGGACCGCCUCAAGAAGGAGAUUGAAAAGGUCCAGGGCGAAGUCAACAAUGUCAAGUCUCUCUUGUCCGGCGCUGGACCGUCGGCCAAUACACCGCAGGGUCAGCGAAGGCAGAAGCUGCGUGCUGAGCUGGAUGAGCUGAGGGGACAGCAGGCCGGCAACAAGGGUGCGAGGGGAAAGGUCCUCGAUGAGUUGAAGGCAUUGCAGGAGCAGACGAACAAGAAGGUCAAGGACCUCCAAGCCUCUCGCAGCAAGUCUCCCUACAAGACCGUUGCCGACGUCGACUCUGCAAUCGCCCGCCUCCAAGCGCAAGUCGAGUCCGGCAGCAUGAAGAUCGUAGACGAGAAGCGUGCCUUGGCCGAGAUGACCAACCUGCGCAAGUCGAGGCGUGGCAUUGAGGGCUUCGAGGCUCAGCAGAAGGCAAUUGAUGAGGACCGCAAGCGUGCCGAUGAGCUGCGCAAGACGCUCGACAAUCCGGAGGGCAGGCAGCUCAGCGAGCGGUACGACGCCAUCAAGAAGGAGCUCGACACCAUCCAGUCCGAGUUUGAGAAGUCUGCCGGUUCGCGCCAGAAGCUCAUCGACCAACGCACAAAGCUCUCAGCCCAGCUCGACGAUCUCUACGGAGAGAGGAGGGAGCGCAACGGCGCAUACAGGCAGGCACAGGAUGACUGGUACGCCAAGAGCCAGGCGGAGAGGGAGAAGAGGGCCGAGGCUCAGAGGGCCGAGAGGAAGGCACACGAGGACUCGAAGCGCAAGGAGCAGGAAGCCCUCAUGCGCGAGGAAGCCGCCAUGCCCGCCUUUGCCCAGGAGAUCGAAGACUGCGACGUCUUGAUCGCCUACUUUGGCGGUAACGCAACGCAGAGCGCCGCAGCAAGCAAGGCCACGCCGUCGUCGGUACCUGGAGCCAAGCAGCUUGACGUACGUAAGGUUGAGGCCGACACGUCGUACGGCCAAGCGAUCAAGAAGAAGGGCAGCGAGAGUGCCGAGGACUCGUACUUUGCUGGUUCUUCCGCGGGAGGGAAGAAGGGGAAGAAGCAGGGCAGUAAGAAGGGCAAGCCGCUUGCUCUUGGUGAGGCUCCUGCGGAUGAGGAUGAGACUCCUGCGGCUGCAGCGCGCAGCGACCUCAAGGUUCCCGUCGGCCACCUCAGCGCUUUGCUCUCUCUCUCGAUCCCCCCGCCCACCAGCUCGGCCGACGUGCCUCGCGUCGUCGAGAAUCUCAAGCUCAAGCGUCGCUACUUUGUUGAAAACCAGGACAGGAAGACGAAAGAGAGGAUCGAGGAGGUGGAGAAGCGAUUGGGCAAGGCUGCCAUUGUCGACGGUGGAGAGGAGGGAGAGAAGGAGGCGAGCGCAUAGCGGGCGAGAUCGGGGGGACGAUCUUUAUACUACCUACUACACUCGUCGUCAAAAAUGCGAACAAUCUGCGAUCCAUUGAGAGGCAUGUGCAAUGCUUGUCCAUGAAAGGGGGAGUCUACAUGAGAAGGAAAGAGGUAUCAAAGCGUCCCAACUCAGAGGCACACGCGCCUAUGGCAACGAAGUGUAAAGC